AUGGCUGCCCGAUUCGCCCUCGUAACGAUCGCUAAUGCCGCCAUUGCGGGCGCGCAGUUCUUGGAUGAUGACUACACUACCACUCGUUAUACAUCAGCAUACUGGACCUACACCUACGCUCAAGCGGAGGUUGCCACACAAAGCCUGUACACAUAUUAUGACGACUCCGUCGCUACUGAGACUUACACCGAGUACCGCACUAUAAAGGAUGGAGUCACUCCUACGAUCGCACCGUACUCAACUUCCACGGCCCUCGGCUACUACGACAAUCUUGAGGUCGUAUACGCGUAUUACACAACCAGUGCGGUGGCCGAAUCUGAUCUUGUGCCUGAGUAUGAUUACUACGCGACUUCCCCUUCGGCGACGGCGACGACCACCGAGACAGUCAAGGAUAUCGAAUUCAGCAUGCCAGUCACGAUGACGGCACCUGCCUCAUGCCCCACACCAUCUUCGAUUGAAACAUCCUCUGCCACUGCCUACUCCGGCACCCUUUACCUUUGGGAGACAUGGUACCUUUCCGAGAGCGCGGCGCCUUUCACGUCAACGUCGGACUACUACUACUCUGUCUAUAUGGCGGAUUGUAGUACACCUCCGGGAUCGUACAACACUCACACCUCGUCGUCUGGCGGCUCAAAUCGCGGCAGCUCAGACAACGACGACAGUGACAGCGACAGCUCAUACGACAGUUGCUACUACUAUUACUGUAGAUCUCGUGUGAUUACAUGGAUCAUCAUCAUCGCAUGCAUAAUUCCCGGUCUCUUCCUGCUUGGCUUCCUUGAGUCUUGGUUCUGGUUCCGUCGCCUCAUGCUUGGUAAGAGUGCCAUGCGUUUUGGUACCGUCUGCUGGAUUCUCAUGUCGCUUUGGGUACUCUGCUUUACUCGCAUGCAAGAUCGCCGAAGUGUUGAAGACCAGAAGAUGUUGGCUGAGAAGUGGAAGAACAUGGGUAGUGGGGCGGCUUUCAAGGCCUGGUGGAAGUGGGGAUUCCGUCAUCGAUACCCCGAAGAGUUGUUGGGUCAGUUCAGCAAGACUACCGUCGGCUUCGUGCCGCCGGGUCAGCCACUGUACCCGGCCAUGGCUCAAACACCCGGUGCUUCCCAGCCUAUGGUCCCUGGUCAAGUUUACUACUACGGCCCUCCGCCUCCGGGCUGGGUCGUAUCACCGAACGGAGGAUUUGUUCCACCUCAAGGCUACACGUACCCACCUCCUCAGCAAGCUGGCUACUACGGCGAUAUGACUAAAGCUGGACCGGUGGUGUCUCAAUCUCCCGUUUCGGCAGUGGGCUACCCACAACCGCAGCAGCAGAUGGGCAAUGUCUCUCCUAUGGCCCCUCAGGCCCCUCAAGCCGCACAUACUGCUCCUCAUAACGGCUCCCAUACACCUACGCCAUAUGGCGCCCCGCCGAACGUCGGCACAAUGCCAGUACAAGCACCGCCUCGAAGCCCCUCCCCAGAGGGACCUUCGCCUCCACUCCCACCUCGACCUGUGGCUGAAGGAGCGCCGCAGAUUCCACCUGUGGACGUGAGCGAUGCAACAACAACAGACGAUGCAAUAAAGCAAGAGCCCACCGCGCCGGCUACUGCUCCCCCUCCCCCGAAGAACGACCCCAACGACCGAAGCUUGUAUGAGUAG
This is a messenger RNA of Alternaria viburni, 1629 nucleotides long. RefSeq lists its product as uncharacterized. Lineage: Eukaryota; Fungi; Ascomycota; Dothideomycetes; Pleosporales; Pleosporaceae. The transcript has 2 exons. The record is from RefSeq and is a predicted model, not a curated record. The coding region runs from base 1 to 1629 and encodes 542 amino acids.